UCAAGGAAAUGUUAUCGCCGGCUUUUCAAUACGCACAAUUUAGUAAAAACAUCAUCCAAGUCAACUCAUCAAUAUUCAAUUAUAAAAUACAACGUUUGUGUUCUUUAACAAAAAUGACUACUCAAGCAAAGUGGAAGAUUGAGAAGAAUCGUGUUCUAAAUUUACCAUUACAAGAAAAGAGAAAACUUUAUAGAACUUGUGAAUACAUUACUUUGGAAGAUAUUUACACUUGGUCUAAAUAUGCUAAAGAAAAUGAGCAUAUUAAGACGAAACUUCGUACUGAAGAUGAUCUUAACGAAUUCAAAAAGUUUCAUAUCAAUCCUGAUAAGAAUGCCAACCUUGCUGAGAAGGUGUCAAUUUUCAAGGGAGAUAUAACAAAAUUAGAGAUUGACGCUAUUGUAAAUGCGGCCAAUUCACGUUUGAAAGCUGGCGGUGGUGUUGAUGGUGCUAUACACCGAGCAGCAGGACCGUUACUACAGGAUGAAUGUAAUUCUCUUGGAGGGUGUCCUACAGGUAAAGCAAAAGCAACAAGUGGAUAUGAUUUGCCAGCUAAAUAUGUAAUUCACACAGUCGGGCCACAAGAUGGUUCUGCACCACAACUUCAAUCAUGCUACGAACAUUGUCUAGCCCUUAAAAGCGAAUGUCACUUCAAUUCUAUAGCCUUCCCGUGUAUUUCAACUGGAAUUUAUGGUUUUCCGAAUCGUCUAGCAGCACAUAUCGCUCUUAGGACUGUACGGAAAUAUCUGGAGUCAGAUGACAACAUGCGAAGGGUUAUUUUUUGCACUUUCAUGCCAACAGAUGUGGACAUCUAUGAGACAUUAAUGCAAUUGUACUUCCCAGUUGAAGAAUAAAUAAAAAGUGUCUAUUAUGAUUUAAAAAGCAUGAAAUGCAAACUUAAUUAUGUUAUGGUAUUGCAUGUGUGUGUAUAAUCAAUAACAAUAAAGGAUUAAUUUUUAUUACAA
Papilio xuthus (Asian swallowtail) is the source of this 962-nucleotide messenger RNA. RefSeq names its product macro domain-containing protein CT2219. The transcript has 4 exons. The record is from RefSeq and is a predicted model, not a curated record. Gene Ontology annotation, cellular component: nucleoplasm. Gene Ontology annotation, molecular function: ADP-ribosylglutamate-[protein] hydrolase activity. Bases 9 to 851 code for a protein of 280 amino acids. Gene Ontology annotation, biological process: purine nucleoside metabolic process; peptidyl-glutamate ADP-deribosylation; DNA damage response. Lineage: Eukaryota; Metazoa; Arthropoda; Insecta; Lepidoptera; Papilionidae.